CUCUCUCGUCCUCUCUCCCUCCCUCUCUCUCUCUCUCGUGAUGAUGGAGGACCGGAGGAUGAACCGGAGAGCAGAGCCGUGUACCAGAGCUCCUCACGGCCGCUGAUGGAGCUGUGUGCCGGCUCCGGGUCUCCAGAAGAAGAAGAAGCUCCGUGGAGCCGCUUCUCCCGCUGGCUGGAGUGUGUGUGUGUGGUGACCUUCGACCUGGAGCUGGGCCAGGCGCUGGAGCUGGUGUAUCCUCAGGAUGUGAAGCUCACUGAGAAGGAGAAGAGCAGUAUCUGCUACCUGUCCUUCCCCGACUCGUACUCAGGAUGCCUUGGGGAUACUCAGUUCAGCUUCAGGCUGCGUCAGUCUGUGGGCCGGAGGGGGGGGGGCCGCGAGGAGGAGGUCUACAACCGGGACGCCCCCCCCACCCUAAAGACGGAGGUCUCCCAUUUCUUCGGCUUUGUUUACUUCAGGCAGGUGAAGGACGCCUCGGUGAAGAGAGGGUACUUCCAGAAGUCUCUCGUGCUGUUAUCUCGACUGCCCUUCCCCCCCCUGUUCCAGACUCUUCUACAGAUCGUGGCUCCGGAGUUCUUUGAGAAACUGGAGCCGUGCCUGGAGACAGUGUGCAACGAGAUCGACCAAUGGCCUGCCCCCGUUCCCGGGCUGAGCCUCACCCUGCCGCUGAUGGGCCUGGUCCUGCAGGUGCGGGUCCCCUCCAGGAGUGAUAAGCCCGGAGGAAGUCCAGUGAGACAGAGCGCUGCAGAGAACCUGCUACGGACCCCCACGGUGCUACGGACCCCCACGGUGCUACGGACCCCCACGGUGCUGCCCAGCAUCCACGAGCUGGACCUCUUCAGGUGUUUCCAGUCGGUGCUGGUUCACCUGCAGGUGUUGUGGGAGCUGCUGUUGCUAGGGGAACCGCUGGUUGUCAUGGCACCGUCUCCCACCGUCUCCUCGGAAACCGUGCUGGCUCUCAUCAGUAUGAUCAGUCCUCUGAGGUUCUGCUGUGAUUUCCGGCCGUACUUCACCAUCCACGACUCAGAGUUCAGAGAAUACACCACCAGGACCCAAGCCCCUCCCUGUGUAGUGCUAGGAGUCACAAACCCGUUCUUCAUCAAGACGUUUCAGAACUGGCCUCACGUCCUCAGACUGGGAGAAACAAAGAUGGCGGGUGAUUUACCUAAACAGGUGAAGGUGAAGAAACUCUCCAAACUGAAAACUCUGGACACUAAACCAGGGAUCUACACGGCGUUCAAGACCUUUCUCCACAAAGACAAGGUCCUGAUUAAAAGACUGCUGAAGGGGAUCCAGAGGAAGAGGCCGUCGGAGGUCCAGAGCGCCAUCCUGAGGAGACACUUGUUAGAGCUGACCCAGAGCUUCAUCAUCCCUCUGGAGCGCUACAUGGCCAGCCUGAUGCCUCUGCAGAGAUCUGUGUCACCGUGGAAGACCCCCCCUCAGAUCCGGCCCUUCAGUCAGGAGGACUUCCUGUUGUCUCUCGAUGACACGGGGCCACAGCUGACCUCUGUGCUGAAAGGUGAUUGGCUGGGGCUGUACAGGAAGUUCUUCAGGUCUCCGAACUUUGACGGCUGGUACCGCCAGCGACACAGAGAGAUGACUCAGAAACUGGAGAGUCUCCACCUGGAGGUGCUCUGUGAUGCCGACCUGGUGACCUGGACUAAAGAUAAAUCGGAGGUGGAAACCGUCGACUUGAUUCUGAAGCUUCGAGAGAAAUUGAAUAAAGCAUGCAGGCAGCAGCUGCAGCUUAAAGACGGAGUUUUAGACAAACUGGAAAACUUCAUCGAGACGAUCGUCACGUCUCUACCUGAAGAACUGAGGAGAGUACUGAGUACACACAGUACACACUGUACACACAGUACGCACUGACUACACACUGAAUACACACAGUACACACUGAAUACACACAGUACACACUGAAUACACACUGUACACACUGACUACACACAGUACACACUGACUACACACUGAAUACACACAGUACGCACUGUACACACUGAC
Messenger RNA from Trematomus bernacchii (emerald rockcod), 2001 nucleotides. It is a transcript of the gene dennd6b, whose product is annotated as DENN/MADD domain containing 6B. Lineage: Eukaryota; Metazoa; Chordata; Actinopteri; Perciformes; Nototheniidae. The record is from RefSeq and is a predicted model, not a curated record. Gene Ontology annotation, molecular function: guanyl-nucleotide exchange factor activity. Gene Ontology annotation, cellular component: recycling endosome.